This is a messenger RNA of Cucurbita pepo subsp. pepo (vegetable marrow), 1081 nucleotides long. Its product is annotated as nuclear transcription factor Y subunit B-1. Gene Ontology annotation, cellular component: CCAAT-binding factor complex; nucleus. Gene Ontology annotation, molecular function: protein heterodimerization activity; DNA-binding transcription activator activity, RNA polymerase II-specific; RNA polymerase II cis-regulatory region sequence-specific DNA binding. Gene Ontology annotation, biological process: regulation of transcription by RNA polymerase II. NCBI's taxonomy places the organism in Eukaryota, Viridiplantae, Streptophyta, Magnoliopsida, Cucurbitales, Cucurbitaceae. The record is from RefSeq and is a predicted model, not a curated record.
UGGGUUCUCCCUUUCUGAAUUGCCUGAAAAGGGGAAAGCAAAAACGAACGGUGCUGAUAAACUUGAUUCUCUCAUCUCAGUCGUCUCCUUUCUCCUACCUUCACCAUCGUCCGAUCCAUUCCACCACUCCAUUUCCACCCGAUCUAAAUCCCUUCCCUCUCCCGCGCCCAAAUUACAAAUCCCCUUCCGUUUCUUCUCCCACCAGGGUAGUGAAGAACAUGGCUGAUGCUCCGGCGAGCCCUGGCGGAGGUAGCCAUGAGAGCGGUGAGCAUAGUCCGAGGUCUAAUGUUCGUGAACAGGAUAGGUUUCUUCCGAUUGCGAAUAUUAGUAGGAUCAUGAAGAAGGCUCUUCCUGCUAAUGGUAAGAUUGCGAAGGAUGCCAAGGAGACCGUACAAGAAUGUGUUUCGGAGUUCAUCAGUUUUAUCACUAGCGAGGCUAGUGAUAAAUGUCAAAGAGAGAAACGAAAGACGAUUAAUGGAGAUGAUUUGCUUUGGGCUAUGGCGACUCUUGGAUUUGAGGAUUAUAUCGAUCCGCUAAAAACCUACUUGACGAAAUACAGAGAGACUGAGGGUGACACUAAGGGGUCUGCUAAAGGUGGCGAUGCGUCAGCUAAGAAGGAAGCUCAUCCAACCCCUGGUGCUCAGGUUGCUCAUCAAGGGACGUUUUCCCAAGGAGUUAAUUAUGGAAGUUCUCAAUCACAAGCCCAGCAUCUGAUGGUCCCUAUGCAAGGCACCGACUAAAAUUGCCUCGAAAUCGACCAUUUAAACUGUUGAAUACGGAGAUCGUUGUUCAGCAUAACAGCAAAAAAUCGAGUCUAUUUAUUUGAAGUUUGGGUGGUUUCAAUACUUUGUAGAAACAGUUGAAAUGUUGUAUAUUAUUAUGGCUCUUGUUUAUUGGAUUGGAAUAGGACACAACAUUUAAGAGAUUCCUUCCAAGUCCUGGGGAUCCCAUUUAUUGGUGACUUGUAGUAAACCUUACAACCCUAGCAAGGACUUGGAUGGAAGAUCUUGAAAAAGACCCUUCACAUUUUCUUUAAUCAUUUCCCUAAUCAAAACAAUAAAUUUGUGUUCUCAGGAAUGAA